Pogona vitticeps (central bearded dragon) is the source of this 2039-nucleotide messenger RNA. It is a transcript of the gene GPR61, whose product is annotated as G protein-coupled receptor 61. Gene Ontology annotation, molecular function: G protein-coupled receptor activity. Gene Ontology annotation, biological process: G protein-coupled receptor signaling pathway. Gene Ontology annotation, cellular component: signaling receptor complex; plasma membrane; endosome. The record is from RefSeq and is a predicted model, not a curated record. Lineage: Eukaryota; Metazoa; Chordata; Lepidosauria; Squamata; Agamidae.
CUGCAGUAGAUCUGUGCAUCAGCUACAGUGGACAAGAAGCAACAGAGAGGUACCCAGUAUGCUAGAAACCUGCACAAGGGAAGGAGAGAUGGAGCCAUAGAUCUCAGAGGGGAAGCUUCCUGCAUUUGAGAGAAGAAGAUACCAUUUGUUUGGGGAAAAGUGUGAAGAAACACAGUGAGGAUCUGUACAGUUAAGAAGGAAGGAACUCUUCUUCAGAACCACAACAGAUCUCGUUAUCUUUUUAUAUCACUAUGCUGUUAUAUGAAGUACCGGGAAGAUAAGACGAAAACAAUCAUGCUUAGUAUGGUCCACCAGGGAAUAAUGGCUUAUAGAACUGAAUGACAUUAGAAAGACUUGUUGGUCUGUUCAAGAGUCCUUUUUAAAACUAACAAAGAAGACAGCAAGAAUGUCACUCCAGGGUCCAGGACUGCUCCUUCUGUGCUACCACUGUUGAUUCUCUGUGAUUACUCAGUAGGAACCUAGAAUAGGAUGGGUGAUGGACUUAUGAAGGGAGGUGAUAGUCUCCAUGGAGUGGCUGCAGAAUCCUGGCCGGGUAAGAAAGCUCCUGCAGACAUCCCAGAGCUCUGUGCUUUUCAAUUCCAGCCUGGAUACCAAACCCAGAAAUGUGACAUCUGAAUCUGUGGGCCUCUUCUUCAUGCUUUUGAUUGACUUGACAGCCAUCAUAGGCAAUGUAGCCAUUAUGACCGUCAUCAUCAAGACGCCUGCAUUGAGAAAGUUUGUCUUUGUGUUCCACCUUUGCCUGGUGGAUCUCCUGGCAGCUGUCACUCUAAUGCCUCUGGCUAUGCUGUCCAGCUCAACCUUCUUUGAUGGCACCGUCUUUGGGGAUGCCAUAUGCCGCACUUACCUGUUCCUGAGUGUCUGCUUCAUCACCAUGUGCAUCCUUUCUGUUUCAGCCAUUAAUGUAGAACGUUACUACUAUGUGGUGCAUCCCAUGCGCUAUGAAGUGAAAAUGACCAUAGGCCUAGUGGUCUGUGUCCUGGUUGGUGUCUGGAUCAAGGCAGUAGUAAUGUCCAUCAUCCCCAUUCUUGGAUGGCUUUCCCAAGAUCAUGGCAGUAGCCCCUCAGCGUACCAUGAACAGAGCUGCACCUUGCAAUGGAGUCGGAGUGCCUACUGCAAAUUUUUUGUGGUUUUCUUCGCUAUUUUCUACUUCCUCUUGCCUGUCUCCAUUAUCCUGGUGGUCUACUGCAGUAUGUUCAAAGUGGCCAGAGUAGCUGCCAUGCACCAUGGUCCCCACCCUACUUGGAUGGAUACGCCACGGCAGAGGUCAGAAUCCCUUAGCAGUAGAUCUACUAUGGUGACUAGCUCAGGAGCCCCCCGGACUACCCCCCAGAGGACGUUUGGGGGUGGAAAAGCUGUCCUCAUCCUCGUUGCUGUGGGAGGACAAUUUCUCUUUUGCUGGCUGCCCUAUUUCUCCUUUCAUCUCUAUUCUGCACUGAGCCCCAAUUUCCCUGGUCAGCAGACUGAGAAUGUGGUUACUUGGAUUGGCUACUUCUCCUUCACUUCCAACCCUUUCUUCUAUGGAUGCCUCAAUCGUCAGAUCAGAGGGGAGCUUAGCAAACACCUCACCUGUUUCUUCAAGCAGCCGCCAGAAGAGGACCUCAGGUUACCAAGCAGAGAAGGCUCCAUUGAGGAGAACUUCCUGCAGUUUUUGCAAGGGACCGGUUGCAGUGCCGAGGCCAGAAAUAAUCUUUCCCACUCUAGUCCCCAAAGAGACCAAACAACCAUUGACUUCCGUAUCCCAGGACAAAUUGCAGAAGAGACCUCAGAGUUCCUGGACCAGCAUAUGAACACUGACAUUACUGUCUCAGACAGCUACAUCCGGGCAGCCCAUUUACCCAAGCCAGAGCUGUAGCUGGGUUGGGUUUUUCCUUUUUCUUUUUUGCACCUGACAAUCCAGUUUUAUUGGUGUGUGAAAUAAUGCAGAAAUUAACAGCUGAGGGAGUUGUGGAGGGAGGGGGGGAUGAGUAUUUAAUAAACACAACCAUGGGCAAUUGGAACCAUAUCUGUCCAAUUCACUA